Molecule: messenger RNA, 2724 nt
Organism: Anarrhichthys ocellatus (wolf-eel)
Lineage: Eukaryota; Metazoa; Chordata; Actinopteri; Perciformes; Anarhichadidae
Gene: cfap99
Product: cilia and flagella associated protein 99
Exons: 15
Coding region: 206-2137 (643 amino acids)
Source: RefSeq, a predicted model, not a curated record
AACAUGGCAACGGUUUGCGCUGAAAACAAGCGUUGCACUUUCUUUAAAACAGCACGCAUUUAGUUGUGACUCAGGUAGCGUUAGAAGUCAAAUGUUACUUUUUACACAUUCUGUUGGCCUGCUGUAUUUCUUCAGGCUUUUCUGCAAGCAAAGACCUUUCACCACAGUUAUCAAUCUCCACUAGCUUUCUGCAGAUCGAUACCAAAUGGCAUCGGGCUAUGGAUCACUUGCCAAAGAGGCCAUUGUGCUGCUCGAUAAGUUCAGCGCUGGCAGGCAGUGUUUGGAUGACUUCAUGGAAGAUGCUUCAAAGGAUCUGCAGAUCAUGGAUGCUCUGCAGAAGACGUUCAUACUUGAUGUCGUCUCCGGAUGCAUUGAGCACAAAAAGUUACUGGACGUGGUUAUCAAUGUCUUCUAUGGCCAGAAGGGGAGAUGCUUAUCCAGAGGUGACCGCAGCCAGUUUGUCAUUAUCUGUUACAUCGCCACCUUUUCUCUCGAUGACCUUGGACUUCAGUGUUUUAGCCACAUUAUCAAAUCUCUGGACGUCCAGAAGAUGCACACAUUCCUGACUUUCUUCUUCACAAAUCUCACCACGUGGAUACAAGAGGAGUGGAAUAGUAUCUAUGAUGCUGCCUAUGUGGAGGAACGCUGGAUUUACCCUUUGCUAAGAUGGCGCCCUGAGAUGGAUAUUCUCUUGGACCAGCUUGUUGUCAAAAUAUCUCACAGGAAUCAGGUCAAGAAAUCCCCAAUCAAAACCACUGAGCCCCAGGAGUUCUCUCUCACCAAACCUAAACCUCCACCUCUGCCUGUGCCUGAGCUCAUUCCACAGCAGGAAAAAUCUAAACCAGUGCCAAAAAGCACAUACAAGGCUCCAAAAGAGAUGCAGGUGAUGAAGGAAAUCAAACAAAAGAACCAUCAACAGACUGUGGAACUGCUCUAUGAGGCAAAUAUGAAACAGUUGAGAUGUGCAAAUCCACAUAAGUCUGAACACACCCAGAGAGUGAUGUCUCAGAUUAAGAAGGACUUGGAUUCAAAACUUAAGUUCAAUUCACGUCAUUCCUCUGGAGCACCACCCUCCAGUAAUAAGCCCAGCAAGCUCAACAACGCAGCCAUUUUGAGGCAGGGGGCGCUAUUUGACCGUCAGGUGGAGGAGGAGCUGCAAAGAAUGGAGCGGCUGGUGGAGGGGGCACGUGAGCCCUCGUCUUUCCUCCAGGCGCAGAAGGAGAUGCGUGAGAAGGACCUUCAGGAGGAGCUGGCCAUGAUUGAGCGCAGGCGUCUGGAGGGACGCAUCAGCUAUGAGGAAGCAGCUAUGGCCCGUACACGCCUAAUGGAACGCAACCAGAAGACUGCUCAGCUGAAGAAGGAAGAGACAGCUCAGCUGAUGCGGAGAUAUGCUGAGAAAAGGCUGCAGGAGGAAAAAGAAAUGAGAGACUUGGUGCAACAAGUGUCAGAAGGACACAAGAACUCAAAGACAGCUAAAGAGAAGUUACAGAAAUUCAAGCGGAGUAUAGUGAAAGAAGUCGCAGAGCAAAGACGAGAGCUACUUCGUCAAGCACUGGAGGAGGCACAAGCAGAGCUCUGCAGAAAAUUUGAAGUGAUCCGUGAAAUCCACGCCAUCGAAUCUCUUCCUCGUUUUAGAGUCAGGAAUUUUGACAACACAGAGUCUGCAGGCCAUGAGCUGAUGGGAGAGAUGUCCCUGGUGGAGAUGAAGGAGCGUCUGGCCCUCCUGAGGGAGGCGCAGCAAACAGAGCAGCAAGAGAGACGGGAGCACAUCCUGGAGGAGAAGCUGAACAAGAAGCAGCUGCUGCUGGAUAAGCUGGACACAAUCAACCUCCACACAAGAGCGCUGGUACAGGCUGCUGCCAUCAGGAAAGAGGAGAGGAAAGCCAGGCCGGCGAUGAUUCAGGAUGAGACAGUGUUGGCUCUGCAGAAGAAGCUUGAAGAGAAAAAACUAGAGCGCCAAAGACUGAAGCAAACUAAAAGCAAGAAGCCCUCUGAACAGGAAGCAGCACAGACAGGGACACACACCAAAAAAAGCCUGCCAGUGAAAAGCUGGGAGGAAUUGGAGCUGAGCUUAGAGAGUCACCUCCAGAAGGACGCUCCUUAUGUUGUUCCUCAGACAAAAACAUUCAAGACAUAAAUAUGCACAACAUGCUCCACAAAUCUGUGAAUGAUUCACUUUAGAUCAGAAGGAUCAUUAGUUAUAUUUGUUGCAAGAAAUGAGAAUGAAAAGCAUUUUAUCUUUUGUCACUUCAUUUGACACAUUGUGCAUUAAAUUGCUGUAAAACUGUUUGAGUGAAACAUGAUUUAUUUCCACAAUUAUUAUUAUAAUGUCUUGUGGAUUUCCUGUGAGAGAUUAUACUGUAUUGUUUAUCUUGAAUUGUAAUACGUAAGUGUUAAGUUGUGUUUUUUAUGUCCGAUACAUGUCACAAAUGUGUUCCCAAAGUGCGUUCCACCCACCUGUGGCAUGAAAAGGGAAGUGGACCUUCAACUUAUGACGUAUGAAGAAAAUUUCCCUUCCCAAAAAAAACGUUGGUGUUAUUUUUGUUGCGUGUAUAUUAUGGUAACAAGUUACUGUACAAAAUAUCACUCAUGAUUACUCAUCAUCAAGACUAUGCACAAAUGUCAUCCCCAUUGAAAAGCAGAACUAUAGCAAGUAUAGCACAUAUGACAGCAAACCUUUUUAAGUUGUAUUUUUUUACAAUGCAAUAUUAUUUGUAUCUAAAU